AUGAAGGAGGAAAGUGUACAGAGCAAUAUUGCAGCACAGGUUAUUAUUGAUAAGGAAGAGUAUUGAUAAGUUGCAAAUAAUGCUCUAAUACUCUAGACUAAUUUUGUAUUUAAAUACACAUACAAGUUAUGUAGGAUAUUUUACAAUGUAAAAGGGCAGUGGGUUACUGGUGUCUGUUUUACAUUAUAUAAUAUAGUCAAUUUAAGUAAGAAACAGGUUUAACAUUAUUUACAUAAAUUUUUAUGCAUGUUCUAAAAAGAGGUGCGCCAAAAUAGUCACACCCAAAUGUCCUAGAUCCUAGAAAAAAUACCUCCUACCAAAAUAUUGCUGGGUAAUGAUACAAGGGGACUCCUUAACUAUGACAACCAAAAAUUAAUUUUUUUACUUCAAAUUGUUACUAUUUUCUAACAUAAUACAUACUUCAAUUUAAUUAUUAGAGGCUAUAGUACUACAGAUUCAUCAACAACCAGCUGCCUCAACCAGCUCCGCGGCCAGAUUUUCGCCCACUAUUAUUAGGACCUAUAAGACUUCACCUGAAACAUAAUUUCAGUCAUAUUUAGUACCUCAACCACUUCCAGUACCCUUGCAACCUAUACUACCUCAGCUAGUUGAACCACCAGAACUUCAAAUUCAUCGACAUUACCCAGUGCUACACACAGAGUAAGUAUUGAUUGAAGCCCCACAGAAAGCAAUAACUCUUGAUCGAGGUAGAUAAAGAAAUAAUUUAAUAGCACCUUAUCAUCUAGGUAAAAGCAAAAAUUUUAAUAUUUAUUAUUUAUUUAUACAAAACACUUUAAAUAUAUUUGUUUAUUUGUACAUUAUCAAAUACCUAUUUUUAGGGAGGUGAUGAGGAUAUUGGGACAAUAAAAGAAGUCUGUGAUAUGAAUUGAUUGAGUGGUGUGGAUUUGUAUAGCAAACAGACAGUCUUUCAAUUUCAUAUAGAAGAUAAUAGUUUAAAGUUCAGACUGUUGGAGUAUAAAAGAGUGGAAUCUUAAUUUAUCAUAUAAAAAUGAAUAUGAAGUUUAUUACCCUUUCCUACUCCUCCAAUCAAAAUUUUAAACAGUUGUAACUCAUUAAUAGUAAAUCUGAUAUUAGUGUUGUAUAUUUGAAAAAUUUAGAAAAAUACUACGUGAAUUUGUAUUUAAAAGGAAAUGGGAUUCUAUUUGAAAAUCAAAGUAUAUAAUCAUUUAAGUAGUAGAGGUAAAAAAUUAAUUUUGCAUAAUAAAUAAAUAUUUGAUUCAUAAAAUACAUGAAUAACAUAUAUUAUCAACAAUGAGUGCAUGCAGACAUUUAUUUAUUUCUAACAUAUUUUAUUUAAAAUUAAAAUAAUUUCAACUAAAUUAGAUGUGAAUAUAUGAGAAAUCCAAUUAGUUUUGAGUGUUACUUAUUUUGGUAGUAUAUUUGUAGAAAAUAGAGAAAUUAUUGAUCUUUCUAAAUGCUUUGGUUGAUUUUGGACUGUAGAUAUAAAUUUAUAAAUUGAUUCUUAUUAAAAAAAAAAAUCAAACUAAUAAAUGCUUACAAGUUAUGGUUAUUAUUACUGUUAUUAGUUAAAACACAUUUAUUUAAUAAAAUAUAAAUUAAAUUUAUAAAUUUAUGUUCAUUAAAAUAUGUAAAGAAAAUCAACGACGUGUGCAGAGAUCACUGCGAGAAUGUGUGGAUGCUAUUGAUAGAAGAGGUCAAACAUGGUUAAAGGUCAAAACAUGAUUAAAGCAUGGGCAACAUUUUACCAUGACAUGGAAGAUAAAAUACCGAAAAUACCGACCGGUUAAACGAGAAACUAAUGUAACACUAGCGAAUAGCGACACAACAUAAUCCGUCAAUACUGACUGUGCGACUGCAGUGCUUUAAAGUUUUAUGUACAAAUUGUCGCGACGUUGAAAAACUGGCCAGUGAGCGAUCUAUAGUAUUUAUAAUCAAUGAUAAUAAGAAUAGAAUUUCGAAAGUAAGAUAGGCAAUAACAAAAUAAAUCGAACAAUUUCAGGAGCUAAGUAGGCAACAUAGGUACAAAAUUAAACGUUGAAUAGAAUUUUAAAAAUUGGUUGAACAAUUAAUUUUUAGGUGUUGGGUCAUUAUCAUGUUCUAAAGACAACGCCUUGUGGAGUUAGCCAUAUGUGUCUGUUUUUUUCUGAUUCUUUUGGUUGUUGGUAGGAUGUGCAGUCCACCAUUUCUUUUAUAUCAUGGAAAUAAUUUGUUCUAGGUAUUUCUCUUAGUCUUCGUCCCAUUGUUUUCCUUCAAAUAUAUUAUUAAGAAAAUCAUUGACGAAUAAAAUGUCUAAUAAAUUUGAUUUUCCUUUCCAUUAUGUUAAUCACUUGACUUCUUUUUUCCCCCAUUUUUUCUAGAACUCUCGUUUGAUUUUUGUUCUAUCUAAUUGGUCUUAAUCGUCUUUUUCCACAACCACAUCUCCAUUGCUUGCAGAUUGUUUUUAUCUUUCUACGUCAUUGUCCAUGUCUCACAACUAUAAUAUAAGGUACUCCAUACAAAAGUUCUAAUAAACUUUUUACGAGUUUCAAGUUUGAGGUGCCUAUUAUUUCUUAAGGAAAGCUUGUUUGGUGAAAGUUAUUCUUCUCUUUAUGUCCACUGCUGAUUGGUUUCUAUUCGUAAUUAAGCUUCCUAGAUAGGAAAAUUCAUUAACUUGCUGUAUCGGAUUGUUUCUUAAAUUGAUAUGUACCUCAUCAUUGUUAGGUGUUGGGUAGACAGCUAUUAAACGAGUAUUAUUUCAGUAGUUAAAUAGGCAACAUUAUUUACAAAUUUGGGAACCACUGGGCUUUCUUAUCAAAUAUUGUUAGUGGAAUGCAACGUGCGUAUAUCUGAUUACACCAAAUUUGAUUAAUUUGAUUAAAUUUAUCUAUGGUUGAAUACUUGAAUGUGUGGCUAUGGAUGUCAUCUAGUGGGUCAAUCUAGGGUCAUUGUGUAUUACUGUUCUGCUGGAUCUAUAGGUACUCUCCGUAAAGGAGAGUUUAAAUUUAAAAUUUUUCUACUAAAAAUGGUUGUAAUAUCCGUGUAAUUUUAUUAACUCGAUAGUCGAUUCUUCUAGUUAUUUUUUUUGUUUGUGAAUGUUUUAGGUAUUGUGCAUAUUAUUUUGCAUUGAUCCAUUAUACCGAUUGCGUAAUACCAUUUGUGCCUUGUGGCAAUAAUAGCUGAUAAGGUUUAUUAUUUAUUGACAAAAUUAACAUAAAUUAUUUUUUUAAUAGAAAUUUAGUUUAUUAUAAUACAUUGUAUUCUUCUUUGUGUUGGUAUUAUAACUUAUGAUAAUGAAGUGCUUUCAUAGUUUCAAUUUUGUAAGUUUUUAAUCAUUUAUUUUCAUAUUUAAUAAAUGUUUUCACUUUCACUUUGUUUUUAACUAGGUACCUAUCACACAAUAAAUAAUAUGGGAGACCAAAACCAUAAAUCAAACCCCGAACAUAGCUCAAUGCAAUCAAAGUAUUUAUGAACAUUUCAUUGUGAUGGAUAUAAUAAUUGUAUUUAUUUUUACUGAAUAUAUUUAUAUUUCAUAGUACAUAAUUUUAUGUUACAUUAGGAUGGAAGUCGAGCCAGGAUUGUUAAUUAUUAACGCUUACAUAAAUAAAUUGAGUCCAAAUUUGGAAAAAGCACAAUCGGAAAUCAAUGAAGUAGUGUAAGUACCUAGUUAAUUUAUCAGCAGACACAUAGAAAUCACAAAAAAAAACUUGUUAAAUUUUAUAUUACAUUACAUAUUUCAAAAAAACAUUAUUAAAUUAUCUACUUAAUAAUAUCAGAAAAUUAUGUUUCAUUUAAUAAAGAUCAAAAUCUAGAAUAUGUGUUGAAUAUUUAAAAUCUAUAAUAACUAUUCAAAUUUAAAAACUAAUAAAUACAUUGGUUAUUGUUUUAGUGAUAAACAAAAAUCUCUAAUUAGUGACAUGCUUAAUGAAAAUCAAGAGUUAUCUAAUUUGUUAAACGAAUCAGAAGUACAAAAUAUGGUAAAAUACAAUAAAUUAUAUUUGUUUAAAUAUUUUAGUUAACAAAAUAAUUAAUUUUUAGUUCGUAUCCAUCAAAUAUUGUCAUGGACAGUUGACUGAGUUGAAAAAAAAACUUAUGUGUUUACAUAAAAAAACUGUAGCAUUAGAAGUAAGAAUAUUAAUCAGCUUAAAUAGUUAUAUAAAAAAAGGAUUGGUAAUUAUCAGAUAAAUUAAAUAGGUUAAUUUUUAAUUAAUUAAAUGCAAGAAUCUAAAUGUAUAAAGUGUUAUUUUGUAAUACUACGUAUGGAAUCAAAAUGCUUUGUUUUUAUUAUUAGAAUAAAAAUAUAAAUUAUUAUUGUUUUGUAUAUAUUCUAAUACAUGUUAAAAUAUCAAAGUUUAGUUUUUUUUUUGUUAAGUAUAAGUUACCUAAAAAUAAUUUUUUUUUUUAAUUGUUAUUAAUGUAAUAAAGUUCUACACCUAUUGCCAUAGAUAUAGAUAAUACAUUGUGCAAAUAUUUAGUCAUUCUUAAAUGUAUCUGUGUUUCGAUUUCUUUACUACCAUAGAUAAUACAUGUAUUGUCUAUGUUUACUACCCUCAUUAUCAAUGUUAGGAUCAAUCAGGGGGCAAGAGUUUUGUAUCUGAUGUGAAAAGUAUUCAGAUAAGUCCUGUGCUGAUGAAAGUAUAAUUUAGUUUAAUAUUUUACCCUAAAUGGGCAAACCCUUCCAACUACGCAGAGCACUCAUUACUUAGGCAUUGUUAUUGAUCUCUAUUACUUGGUCUCCUCAUCUUCGCAACAAACUUCAAUCCUUAAACAACCGUUUUCGUUUCCUACGCUCCCUCCUAACUUCCAACCACAUACAGUUAUCAAUUAAGCUUCUAAUAUACAAACUUUAUCUCAAGCCAAUGUGGACUUACAAUUUGUUCUGCAAAAAUUUCUAACAUAAAUUGUAUUCAGCGCUUCCAAUCCAAAACCCUUCAUGCUAUUGCUAAAGUACCAUUCUAUGUUUCUAAUCAGUCCUUACAUAAUGCUUUUUAUACCUUGCCUAUACCUAAUUUAUAUAUACCUUGCUUUUUCACCCAUUUGAGAUGUAGCUUAAACUUUUUAUAGGUGAUUCAAUUUAAAUGUUCAAAACCACACCAAUCUCUUAAUCAAAGGACUAGCUUCUGUAAACUUACCUGGUAACCCCAGGAAAAGAUUAAAAAGAUGGUGGUGUCUGGACCUAUUAAUCUAGUCAAAAUUCCAAAUUGUACAUAAUAUUAUUUUAAACACAUGAAUCUAUAAAUAUAUGUAUACAAUUGUUUAAGUGUCUUUACUGGAAAGCUUCUUUAAUCAAUUUUUUUUCAAGCCUUAAAUUCAUUCAUCUCUUACUUAUUAUUCUAGAUAGUAACAGAUUGUAAAUUGUAUUAAACAAAAAUAAAAUAAAAUAAACAAGUUUAACAUUGUUAUUUUUGGUUUUGAAGUUAAUUCAAGUUAUUACAUUUUUAUUUUACCUAUUAUAAGUUCUUAGUAUUUGGGUGCCAUUACUAAUAAGUCAUAAUUAAUAAUUAAAUUAAUUAUAAUCCUAUUUUAUAAUUUACUGUUUAGAGAAGAGCUAAUUUAUUGCGUGUUGCCAAACAAAAAGAAGCCUUGCAAAGAGAACAUCUAAAAGAAUCAUUGUUAAUCCGGGAACAAGAACUUAUUUCGAAACAAAAUUAA
Messenger RNA from Cinara cedri, 5610 nucleotides. The record is from the annotation of a GenBank genome assembly. NCBI's taxonomy places the organism in Eukaryota, Metazoa, Arthropoda, Insecta, Hemiptera, Aphididae.